AUUGAUCUGAAGGACAAGUUUCAAAAUAUUGGUGCCAAACUGGUACAAGAUGUUGCCAACAACACCAAUGAGGAAGCAGGUGAUGGUACCACAACAGCCACUGUACUUGCAAGGGCCAUUGCAAAGGAAGGUUUUGAAAGAAUUAGCAGAGGUGCAAAUCCUGUUGAGAUUAGAAGAGGUGUAAUGUUGGCUGUUGAUGCUGUUGUUGAGCAUUUGAAAAAAAUGUCAAGGCCAGUAACGACACCAGAGGAAAUUGCACAGGUGGCCACAAUAUCUGCGAAUGGUGACAAGUCAAUAGGUGAUUUAAUUUCCAGUGCAAUGAAGAAAGUUGGAAGGGAUUGUGUUAUUACAGUCAAGGAUGGAAAGACACUCAAGGAUGAACUAGAAACCAUUGAGGGCAUGAAGUUUGACAGAGGCUACAUUUCUCCUUAUUUUAUGAACACUGCUAAGGGUGCCAAAUGUGAAUUCCAAGAUGCACUGGUGCUACUUAGUGAAAAAAAGAUCUCAAGUAUUCAGUCAAUUAUUCCAGCAUUGGAACUAGCCAAUCAAGCUCGUAAACCAUUGCUUAUUGUGGCUGAGGAUGUUGAUGGAGAAGCUCUUAGCACAUUGGUUUUAAACAGAAUUAAAGUGGGACUUCAGGUAUGUGCUGUUAAAGCACCCGGAUUUGGGGACAACAGAAAAAACACACUGCAGGAUAUGGCUAUUGCCACUGGUGGUGUGGUUUUUGGAGAUGAUGAAAUCUGUACAAUGGAAGAUGUUCAAAUGCAAGAUUUUGGUAGUGUCGGAGAAGUGUCAGUAACUAAAGAUGACACAUUGUUGAUGAAGGGUAAGGGUAAUAAAACAGAAAUAGAUAAACGUAUUGCUCAGAUCAAGGAUGAAAUAGAAAUUAGUACUUCUGAUUACGAGAAAGAAAAGUUCAGUGAGAGAUUAGCCAAACUUUCAAAUGGAGUUGCAGUUUUAAAGAUCGGAGGAACAAGUGAAGUGGAAGUGAAUGAGAAGAAAGACAGAAUCAAUGAUGCUUUAAAUGCUACCAGAGCUGCUGUUGAAGAGGGUAUUGUCCCUGGUGGUGGCACUGCUUUGCUCAGGUGUAUAUCAAUCUUAGAUUCUGUAAAAACAGAAAACGAGGAUCAAAUUACUGGUGUAAACAUUGUGAGGAAGGCACUAAGAGUUCCUGCUCUGCAGAUUGCCCAGAAUUCUGGUGUCGAUGCUCAUGUGGUUGUUGAAAAGGUUCUCAACUCUGCUGGCGAUAUCGGAUAUGACGCUUUAAAUAAUGUAUACGUUAAUCUCAUUGAACAAGGAAUCAUUGAUCCAACAAAGGUUGUUAGGACUGCACUUGUGGAUGCCUCUGGUGUUGCCUCACUGCUUACCACUGCAGAAGCUGUUGUUGUAGACUUGCCCAAAGAAGAAAAAGAGAUGGGAGGUAUGGGUGGUGGCAUGGGAGGAAUGGGGGGCAUGGGUGGUAUGAUGUAAAUUUGUUACAUUAAGUUUUUAUCAGUCAUACCUUUAUAGCUGCAGUGGGAUUUUACAGAUUGUGUUCAAUA
Messenger RNA from Physella acuta, 1541 nucleotides. Its product is annotated as heat shock protein 60A-like. The record is from RefSeq and is a predicted model, not a curated record. Gene Ontology annotation, biological process: protein refolding. Gene Ontology annotation, molecular function: ATP binding; ATP-dependent protein folding chaperone. NCBI's taxonomy places the organism in Eukaryota, Metazoa, Mollusca, Gastropoda, Physidae.